Molecule: messenger RNA, 10232 nt
Organism: Camelus dromedarius (Arabian camel)
Lineage: Eukaryota; Metazoa; Chordata; Mammalia; Artiodactyla; Camelidae
Gene: RASAL2
Product: RAS protein activator like 2
Exons: 18
Coding region: 1766-5203 (1145 amino acids)
Biological process (GO): regulation of GTPase activity
Source: RefSeq, a predicted model, not a curated record
GAGAUCCUAAAAUAUUCAGCCUGAGAUCUCCUGCCAAUGUGGAAGCUGUUAAAACUUUUAGAGCAGCCAACCAAAACUUCAGUAAAUAUUAAGUGAACUCGUAAGUGCCAGGCACUGCUCCAGCCCCAGGGUUACAAAGCUGUGUCCUUAGGGAACUUACAAAGUUACCAAGGGUCCAAAUGAAGAAUAAUGAAACACGUGGAGAGAAGGGCAUGGAUUCAGGAUAUAUUGAGAUAGUAACUCUAAGCAGUGAGAAUUCUCUCUGAAGGCAGAUUGCUAGAAUACAGAGAAAGCGUAGAUUAUUAGAAACAGAGCUAAUGUUUUGCUAAGGCAGAGGAAAGCCCUGUCUUUUUAAGAGUGCUUUUUUUUCCCCUCACAGUAACAAACCCAGUCAAUCUCCAGAGAACAGGAAUAUUAGUGAUUUAUGGGUCUGUGAAAAUACCUCUUCUGCUUGAUUUUUUAUCUCUGCCUAUUAAUAAGAUAUAAGCCUGUGAAAUAACCCUAAAUCAAACCCAUGUAAAUAUGUAAUGUAAAUCAUGUUAAAAAAAAUCCAUCUGGAUCUGACUCCUUCACAAUGACAUUAUAAGUGUGACAGCAGUUGAAGGACAGUCAUUUGCUACAUUGAUGGAUCUUUGAAUCUUCAGCCCAACAAGCUCACUUCUCUUACUUCUUUCAGAUUUCAGCCUUCUUUCCUUUACGCACACGCGCGCGCGCGUACACACACACUCACACACACACACCCUUUUCUUUCUCGCCAAGAAAGACAAAGCUAUUGACAACAAGCCCAGAGUUGCCCCCAAGUUCCGACCACCGGCUCGAAUUCUUAUGAAGUGGACUUGUAAUAUCCUUAAUGCUGCUGUUGGCAGUCAGUUACAGAUUCCAUUAUUGUCGAUCAAUGCAGUCGCCAUGCGAGGUGGGGGGAGGAAUGGAGGAGGAGCAGAAGAAAGGAGGAACGAGAGCUUCCUAUUCACAGAUUUAUCAACCUGCCUUUGCUCGCAGGAAAUCUUCGUUAAAGGGGGCUGGGAUGCUGUUGAAACAGCUAAAGCAGGAAGGGGUUAGGGGGGCUGCAUUUUUCUUGGGCUGACUGAAAGGAAAUUUGAAAACCUUUCUUCUCAGAACAAAACAAAAUGCUGAAUUUGUUCUUUUGCCUUUGUUUUUGUUUGAUGAUAUGAUUUACUUAACUGAUUAGCUAUUGUGCUGAGUGGUUAUCGAAGCUGCUUCAGUGUAGGAACCUGUUUCUUUUCGUUGAGUAUCUUUAUUCUUUAUUUUCCUUUGCUUUCUCCUGACAUUGAACACAAAUCAUUAUUCACUUUUAUCCUGGCUUUCUCUUUCAGGCUAAAGCUUAACACCAAGAGACUGAAGGACAAAUCUCUCUUCCCUUCUUUUCUAUCACCCUCUUUUAACCCUCUCUGCUUCCUCCCCUCUCCCCACCCCGUUGUAUUAGAUUGAUGUCACAGAGACAGAAUUCAGAGUGGAGGGAGGAUCACAUUUUCUCUUUCAUCGUUACAGCCUAGCCAGCAGUUUAAGUGUUAGACCCCCCCCCAAGAAUUGAAUCUCUGUGUCUUUCUUUUCCCGCUCCAUCAUUCAGUAAUUGUGCUCUGUAUGGAAAAGUUUUCUGGCUGGAGAAUGAGUCUCCUUUCCCCCGGUGAUGUGGCCGAGUGGUUGGAUAGUAGCACGGAAGAGGAGAAGAGCCUUCUGUCAUUUCUGGAUUGUCUAAUGUUAUCUGAGAAGCUGGAUUCCUAUAUGUCUGUCAGUUGAAGUGGAGAUGGGAAGCAGUUGUGAUAAAGAGGUGCCAGCAGAAAGGUCCCCCCGCAGACGGAGUAUCUCAGGGACCAGUACAUCAGAGAAACCCAAUUCUAUGGACACUGCAAAUACCUCACCCUUCAAAGUACCAGGGUUCUUCAGCAAGCGCCUGAAAGGCUCCAUCAAGAGGACCAAAAGCCAGUCAAAGCUUGACAGAAACACGAGCUUUCGACUUCCCUCACUUCGCAAUACAGAUGACAGGUCUCGUGGGCUGCCUAAACUAAAAGAGUCCCGCUCCCAUGAGUCCUUGCUGAGCCCGUGCAGUGCAGUGGAAUGCCUGGACCUAGGCAGAGGGGAGCCUGUGUCCGUGAAGCCACUGCACAGCAGCAUCCUUGGCCAAGACUUCUGCUUUGAGGUUACCUACUUAAGUGGAAGUAAAUGCUUCAGCUGCAACUCUGCUUCAGAGAGAGAUAAGUGGAUGGAAAACCUUCGCAGGACAGUUCAACCAAAUAAGGACAACUGCAGACGAGCUGAGAAUGUCCUCCGUUUAUGGAUCAUUGAAGCCAAGGACCUCGCCCCUAAAAAGAAAUACUUCUGUGAACUGUGCCUUGACGACACCCUCUUCGCUCGUACAACCAGCAAGACCAAAGCAGACAAUAUUUUCUGGGGCGAACAUUUUGAGUUCUACAGCCUUCCACAUCUUCAUAGCAUCACAGUUCACAUUUAUAAAGAUGUGGAAAAAAAGAAAAAAAAAGACAAGAAUAAUUAUGUAGGGCUCGUCAACAUCCCCACUGCCAGUGUGACUGGUCGCCAGUUUGUGGAAAAGUGGUAUCCAGUAAGCACGCCUACACCCAACAAAGGAAAGACAGGAGGACCUUCUAUUCGGAUUAAAUCACGUUUCCAAACUAUCACCAUUCUGCCUAUGGAGCAAUACAAAGAAUUUGCAGAAUUUGUCACCAGCAACUACACCAUGUUGUGUUCUGUUCUUGAACCAGUAAUUAGCGUGAGAAAUAAAGAGGAGUUGGCCUGUGCCUUAGUGCACAUUCUUCAGAGUACUGGCAGAGCAAAGGAUUUUCUGACCGACUUGGUGAUGUCUGAGGUGGAUCGCUGUGGAGAGCAUGAUGUCUUGAUCUUCAGAGAGAACACCAUUGCCACCAAGUCCAUUGAGGAGUACCUCAAGUUGGUGGGACAGCAGUAUCUUCAUGAUGCACUAGGAGAGUUCAUCAAAGCUUUGUAUGAGUCAGAUGAGAACUGUGAAGUGGAUCCCAGCAAAUGUUCAUCCAGUGAGCUGACAGACCAUCAGAGCAACCUGAAGAUGUGCUGUGAGCUGGCUUUCUGCAAGAUCAUCAAUUCUUACUGUGUUUUCCCUCGUGAGUUGAAAGAAGUGUUUGCGUCAUGGAAGCAGCAGUGCCUGAACCGUGGCAAGCAGGACAUCAGCGAGCGGCUCAUCAGCGCCUCGCUGUUCCUCCGCUUUCUGUGCCCGGCCAUCAUGUCGCCCAGUCUCUUCAACCUCAUGCAGGAAUACCCUGACGACCGCACGUCUCGGACUCUAACGCUCAUUGCCAAGGUCAUCCAGAACCUGGCCAACUUUGCCAAAUUUGGUAACAAAGAGGAAUACAUGGCCUUCAUGAAUGACUUUCUAGAACACGAGUGGGGUGGAAUGAAGCGCUUUCUUCUGGAGAUCUCUAAUCCUGACACCAUCUCAAACACCCCAGGCUUUGAUGGCUACAUUGAUCUGGGCCGAGAGCUUUCAGUUUUGCAUUCCUUACUAUGGGAAGUGGUUUCCCAACUUGAUAAGGGUGAAAAUUCCUUCCUACAGGCGACCGUGGCAAAAUUGGGACCUCUCCCUCGUGUUCUCGCUGACAUUACCAAAUCUCUGACUAACCCCACACCAAUACAACAGCAGCUGAGACGCUUCACCGAGCAUAACUCCAGUCCAAAUGUCAGUGGGAGCCUCUCCUCUGGGCUGCAGAAAAUAUUUGAAGACCCUACUGACAGUGAUUUACAUAAACUGAAAUCUCCAAGCCAGGACAACACAGACAGCUAUUUCAGAGGGAGAACGUUACUGCUGGUUCAGCAGGCCUCCUCGCAGAGCAUGACUUACUCGGAAAAGGAUGAAAAGGAAAGUAGCCUCCCUAACGGCCGGAGCAUCUCCCUCAUGGACCUCCAGGACACGCACGCCGCUCAGGUGGAGCACGCGUCCGUCAUGCUUGAUGUGCCUGUGCGCUUGACCGGAAGCCAGCUGUCCAUAACCCAGGUGGCCAGCAUCAAACAGCUGCGGGAAGCCCAGAGCACCCCCCAGAGUGCACCCCAAGUGCGAAGGCCCCUGCACCCGGCCUUGAACCAGCCAGGCAGCCUCCAGCCCUUGUCAUUCCAGAACCCUGUCUAUCACCUCAGCAACCCAAUCCCAGCCGUGCCAAAGGCCUCUGUGGACUCCAGUCUGGAGAACCUAAGCACUGCCAGUUCCAGAAGCCAAAGCAACAGUGAAGACCUCAGGCUCAGCGGGCCCAGCAACAGCAGCAUGGAAGAUUUCAGCAGGCGCAGCGCCCAGAGUGAGGGCCUCUCCCGGCCGCACACCGUGCCGGACAGGCACGGACCUCUUGCUCUGCCUCGGCAGAGCAGCACCGGGCAGGCCCAGGUCCGGAAAAUGGACCAGGCUGGGCUGGGCGCCCGAGCCAAAGCCCCGCCGUCCCUGCCGCACAGCGCUUCCUUACGGAGCACGGGGAGCAUGUCGGCGGCGUCUGCAGCCCUGCUGGUUGAGCCUGUGCAGCACGGGAGCCGGUCCCGGCAGCAGUCCUCUUCCUCCAGGGAGAGCCCUGUUCCCAAAGUGAGGGCAAUCCAGAGGCAGCAGACGCAGCAGGUUCAGUCACCUGUGGACUCUGCCACGAUGUCCCCAGUGGAGAGGACAGCAGCCUGGGUUCUGAACAAUGGGCAGUAUGAAGAGGAUGUGGAAGAAGCUGAGCAAAAUCAGGAUGAAGCCAAGCAUGCUGAGAAGUACGAACAGGAAAUUACUAAACUGAAGGAGCGCCUGCGAGUGUCGAGCCGGCGGCUGGAGGAGUAUGAGCGCCGGCUGCUGGUGCAGGAGCAGCAGAUGCAGAAGCUGCUGCUGGAGUACAAGGCCCGGCUGGAGGACAGCGAGGAGCGGCUGCGCCGGCAGCAGGAGGAGAAGGACAGCCAGAUGAAGAGCAUCAUCAGCAGGCUAAUGGCUGUGGAAGAGGAAUUGAAGAAGGACCAUGCUGAGAUGCAAGCAGUCAUUGAUGCAAAGCAAAAAAUAAUUGAUGCACAGGUCAUAAAUGGAGAUGAGAUUAUUCAAACAGGAAAAACGGAUCGUGUCGCUGGAUUCGGCCAACACCAGACUGAUGAGCGCGCUGACGCAAGUGAAGGAGCGGUACAGCAUGCAGGUCCGCAAUGGCAUCUCCCCCACCAACCCCACCAAGCUUUCCAUCACGGAGAAUGGUGAAUUCAAAAACAGCAGCUGCUGACGGGCUUUGUGAAUAGACAGACUGCGGGAGGAGGCAGAAGGAAGUGUCCCCGCUCUCCUCCCCCCAGCCCUCUCCCCAGCCCCGCCAGGUUUACAGAACGUUGCUACUUCAGAACAGCAGGGUGGCGAGAAGCUCUCGAAUGGAGAAAGGAACCUUGUCUUUCAGGGCAUAAGGCUGAGACUUCCAAGGUCGACGCUUUCCCCCCGUGUCUCUGUGUACAUAGGGAAUACUUAGUUCUGGGCCAUGUACAGAAAAGACCACUGUAAUAUACCCAAAGGAAGUUAAUAAUGUAGAUUACCUUUUUAACUAUUGCUAUUUUUAUGAUUGUUGUCCUCUCAUUGAAAGCACUGCAGUUCUUAGAGGAGGCAGAGUAGGAAGCGCGUGUGAGUGAGAGACGAGCCCGGCGCUCAGUAGGUAGAGACCACGAGUCUGUCAGAUCGAGCACGCAGACCACAGUAGGACAUGGCUGGAAUGAAUUUUUCAGGGAUUCAUCUGCCAGUUUAAAAACCCCACUCUGGUUCCCUUGUCCUUUAGGAAAAGGUGCGAAUACCAAGAUCCAAACAAAAUAGUUUAUCCCAUUGAUCAACCAAGACUAGUUCUGGGUGGACAGCUAAUCUGAUUUGGGGAUACACUGUUCCAGAGGACACAGAUAAGAGCUGUUGCAUCAAAACUGAACUUGAGGAGUCAUUUCUAAUGGAAUUCCUGUUCGUGUUCAUUUCCUUCUGUCUGUAGCAGAUGGGAGUUUUCCAUUUUAGAUAGGGGGCUUUUUUUUAACCCCAAUUGUAAUAAAGGGUGUUCUUUUUCCUCUUUAGAGUUUACAACACUAUAAAUAUUUGUGUCUCUGUAUACCAUCUUCAUCUUCACACACCCACUGCCCUUUCCUUCCCCAUGUGGGAGCAGCCAUCACCAACAGGGUUUACUCUCCCCUGGAGAGGUUAUUCAAAUAUGCUGUCCAUAAGCCAUCUGAAAUAUACACCCUUUCUUCCAUACAGAAAAGGGCUAACCAUACCAUAGCCAAAAUCUCUGAAUAUUUCCUACUGAUUUUUUUUUUUCUAUUUGUAAGUCAUCAUUUUUGUUUGGGAUAAAGAUUUUAUCCAGUGUACUAGCAAAUCUCUGGGCAGGGUAAUUUUUUUCUCAGUCUUUAACUUUUAAAUUGCUCCUUCCUCUAAUCUCAGUAAAAUUUGGAAAAGAAAUCCACAUCUGAAGCAUUGCUCUCUUGAAAGUCAUGAUUACUCUUAAUAAAAAAAUAAAAUACUAGAAGUGCAAGGUCAGCACAUUCCAGUUUUUAUUCCCAUGCUCUUUGCAGAUUUGGCAAUAAUAACCCAGUUUCACUAGUUGUCAUCCUUGGCUUUAUUGUUGGACAGAAACCUUCAUGGAAACUAAUUUGCUUCCUUUUUCCCAGAGGUGUGAAAUGUCAUCUUGAAUGCAACCUUGAUUUCUAGAAGUAUGGAAUGUUACAAGUUAAGCAGACAUUACAUAUACAAGUAUAUAUACAUAUAUAUAUCCAUACAGAUGUACAUACGACUGCACAAAUAGGAAAAGUUCCUGCCUUCUCUGCUGUCAGAUAUAAUGUUAAAAGGGAUUUGAAACUCUUUAAGCAAGAUCUAAGCAAUUGUUCAUAUUGAGAAACAACAUUUCUCCAAUAAGUUAAGGAUGUUUAUUUUAAAUUAUAAACUUAAAGGAAUUUUUUUAAAAAGGAAAAGGGGAGAGGAGGGUUAAACAAAAAAAAAAAAGACCUGAGAAAGCCAUAUGCAUGGAGCUAGUGUUUCCACAUAACAGAAUAUUUAUAAGAGGACAAGGAACUUUUAUUAUGUCCCCUUUUGGGUGAAGCCCCAACAGAGAACCAAGCGUCCCUUGUCCCCACACCCCAGGCUGGCAUCCCGACCUCUUCAGCACCAGGAGGAUCUUUGUGUUGGACCUUGCGUCUCAGCAGCCUCACCGUGGUCCCCACCCCACAACCUGUGAAAACAUUUCCCUUUGUAACACCCCCGCCUCUGCCAGCCAGAGAUCUAAAACAGGGGCUGUCCUGGUGGCUGUCUGAUCUGCAGGCUCCAUGCCCACGUGUUUUGGCACUUGGGGAGCUUCUUGACCCUGGAUGAUUAUUUUACAGAUUCUUAUCUCUUCCCUCCAAGCUGAGGGUGCACGGUGGCCAAAAUCACUUAUUUUAGUAGGAAAAAAACAUUACCAAUUCUGAAGGAAGGAGUGCCCUUUGUUGCAGAAGAGGGUAUGUAAACAUAGAUCUGUUCUUGUUUGCAGCUGUUCUCAGCUCUAGCCAUGUUUAAUUCAUUCUUUGUAAAAGCCUUCAGAAACCUGGUAAAAGAAUGGUCAGUUUCAGUGGCCUUAAGUAUGUAACAUGGGUGACGUCUUGCGUUGAAGUUUGGAAGCUCUCAGGUGGUGGCUAUGGAUGUCAGAGGGCUGAGAGACUAUAUUGGAGGGUUGGGGAGACACCAAAAAUCAAAUAUGUUUAUGAUGGACACAGGCAUAUCUUGCCAGCAUCAUGGGAGCACCUUAGAGGGCUGCCUCUGUUGGAAGAUUAAAUGCCCAAAACGUUUGGAUAGAUUGUGCAGCCCUCUAUUACCAGGUCGUCUUGAAUAAAGAGAGUAAAUAAAGUUAGAAGUAAGCUACAAGUUCAGUGUAGUUGCCAGAUGUUAAAUUUUAGAUUAUCCUUUGAGCUUAUUCCUAUCCAAAUACUCUUCUGAGGAUUUCUUUAAAGAAUGCUGCAAUCUGUAGAGAUCUUAUCCUGAAAGAUACUUUUUUUAAGUAUGGAAGAAGGCAGCAACAGAUGAUAAUUUUUAUGGCGGUAUUGCUUAAUUGGCUUUUCUUCAGCCCUAGUAAGUACCUAGCCCUGUUUUGCUGGGAGGAGGUGCAUAGUUGACAAAAAAGGAGUGAGAGAAGACAGCCACGUCCUGCACUCCUGACACCCAGCACAUCACAGCACAGACGGGUGCGGCACAGACCAGGGCUGAAUGGAAUUUGGAGUUCAGGUGAAGGGCUUGCAAAGUGCUUGUCUGGCUGGCAACCAGACGUGGCCGUGAACAAGAACAAUGCUGGUAGGAUUUAGGAAAAGAGCUUGCUAUUUCACUGUCAUUAUCACUGGAGCAAUAAGCUUCCUGAGCCGAAGCUGCCAAAAGGAGUGACAUUUCCAUCAGGUCAUCAUAGUCCCUGAGUCUCUGCAGUGCAAGCUGUGACGGGGGGAGAUUCUAACUGGGUGACAGUGACAAACCCUUGAGCACUUGCUGUGUUCCAGGCACUAUCCCCGAGGUCCUGCUGAAGUCAGGGCAGUCUGUUGGUCAGGGAAAUGUUGCAGAGUGAGGUGACAGUGCUGCUGGAACUUUGGGCCUUUUUCACUUGGUAUUGAGUUGGUCAGAAUUAGCUUUCUCUGGUCUGCUUCUGCCUUUCACUGGACAGUGAAAGAAAGAGUAGAAUUUUGUGUCUACAACUGCUGUAUGCCCUUGAGAAUUAACUUGAGUAAAGUUUUUCAGGUCUUUGUUUAUGUAUCUGUAGUUCUGCCGACCCUCCGAGGCGCACUGGGUUGAGAGCCAUUCCUUUUCGGAAGCCCCAGAGCGAGACCAUUUCCAUCAAGUGAGUUUGAUUACAAUUAGUUCCACCUUCCACCUGGAUUUAGUUUUAGUUGUCUCCAGUUUGGAGUUUCUGAGAAGGCUGGUUGUGGGACUGAACUUGGGGAAGGAAGCCUCUUUGGGAUUACCUAAGGCCCGUGUGACCCUGAUGGAGUGGACACCAGACUAGACUUGUUCCUGGGCCCAGCUCAGCCCAGGCCACACCUUCCCUGUGUUGUCGGCGCCACCACUGGGGGGCACCUUCUCCCACAGACAGUGGGAGACAAAGGGGGCUUCCUUCUCUGCAUCCCUUUCCCUUUCUCAAGUCUAGUAGUGAAAUCUCCUGCUCACUUCCACAGUAAAUAGCUUCUUUCCUACCCCCUACCAGAGGGCCAAGAAUUUCGGGCCAAGAGCUUCAAGACUCUUUUUUCAUCAAUAUGUCAAUCGAAAUGACCUCUUUUACUAGUUUUUUGAAAAGCAAGAUAUGUUGGUGUGUUGAAUUUUAAAUAGAAUCUCUUUUGGUAUUUGAGUGACUGUUAUUAGUUCUAGAAGCAUUCUCCUGUCAUGACCCAGUUAUGACUGUGCUUGAGUUUAGGAAGGACAAAAGUGAUGAAAUUUGCAUGAGAGAAUAAAUAUCUUAUGAGGAGUGAAAGAACCUAAGAAAGCUACAUGAUCCAGAAGGCGGCUGACACACAGCAGCCUUCUCCACGGCCCAGAGGCUCCAGGAAACCGAUCCUGUUGCACACCCCGACAAAACACAAAAUUCCUAGGACUUUCUUUUUCAGAAUGUGAGUCCGUUUUAUAGAGCAGUGAUUCCCAAAUUUCCUUGAGUUUUUUAGAUUUUUAUGCUUUCUUUUGUUAGAUGUGGUUCCUUCCUCUUUAAAAUGUACUGUAUGUGUUACACGUACAUAUAAGUUAAACUUGAAAUUGAUUUGGUUUGACAUUGUCUCCAGAACCCUUGAUAUCAUUAUUGGUACCUUGGGGAAUCAUAGAGAGAAAGUUGAAUAUCUCUGAUCUGAGAGGAUCCAGAAGGAAGUAGCUUUGAUUCCUGAUCAGUUAGCCCUCAGGUGUUUGAGUAACCAGCCCAGCAAGGCUUGGUGGUGAGCCAACCAAGGAAAGCAAAGUGGUCAUUUUUGCCCAUCGUUCAGCAUGCAUUUUAAAUUCCUGCUCCUUUCUCAUCUUUCAGUGCCCUUGUCUUCCCCUAGGAAAUGUUUUAGUUCAGGACUUAAACCAGUUUAUCUGUUGUAGAGAGAUUUCCACAGAAGCUGUGUGUUAGGGGCCUUGAUUAUCUGUGUGAGGGUACAAAUAUUUAAAAAUAAAUAUCGUACUUGUGUCAUUUUUAAACUCCCAAGGGAAAAAUUUCAAUUCCCAGUUCACCGAAAGGUUAAAUACUAAUUGACUCAAUGACCACUAUUCUGCAGAAAAUUUGAAAUAAAUAGUGAAGGUUAAA